ACUAUAAGGAUUAAACAGUUAAAAAACAAAGGAUAAUUUUCUUAAAACUCCAACUCAACUUUCAAAAUAUCUACUCAGUCCCUCUCAUAAAAAAAAAAAAUUGAAAAAUUCCAAUUGCACUUUAACUCCACUUUUCGAUUCUCGACGAUCACCAUAGUCUAUACUCUAGGUUUCAUUUCCCAAAAUCAGCACCUUGGUUCGGGGAUUUCAAAAGCCAUUUCAGAAAAAGAGUGCAUAUAAAUUAUAAAGCUUUAGGUAGUAUUCUCCUAGUACUACAACUCUACACCCCCUGAAACACACAGAGCAAUUUCCUUUCUCUUCAUCUGUUCCCUGCUUCUUUCUCUACACUACACUAGUUAGAGUGCCGAAAGUUUGUUUUGUUCAAUGGGAGUUAAAGACAUAGAAUCGCCGGUGAUAGGAAUCGAUCUUGGGACCACUUACUCAUGCUUAGGAGUUUGGAACCAUAAUCGUGUUGAAAUUAUCACCAAUGAUCAGGGUAACAGAACGACGCCGUCUUGGGUCGCUUUCACUGAUACCGAACGCCUUAUUGGUGAAGCUGCACAAAACCAACUUUCCAGAAACCCUACGAACACUAUCUUUGAUGCAAAGAGGCUUCUUGGUAGAAGAUUUGAUGAUGAAAGUGUACAGAAUGACAUGAAACUAUGGCCUUUUAAGGUCGUUGCUGGUCCUGAUAGUGGUGAAGCAAUAAAGCCACUUAUUGCAGUUACAUACAAGGGUGAAGAGAAGCAAUUUGCUGCAGAGGAGAUUUCUUCAAUGGUGCUUAUGAAGUUGAAAGAGACUGCAGAGGCCUAUCUUGGCUCAACAGUGAAAAAUGCUGUUAUCACUGUACCUGCCUAUUUCAAUGACUCUCAGCGUCAGGCAACUAAAGAUGCCGGUUCGAUUGCUGGGCUUACUGUCUUGCGUAUUAUCAAUGAGCCUACUGCUGCUGCUGUUGCUUAUGGUCUUGACAAGGAUUCUAGAACGUCUGCGAAGAAUAUCUUGGUCUUUGAUCUUGGGGGUGGGACUUUUGAUGUGUCAUUAGUCACAAUUGAGAAUGAUAUAUUUGAAGUGAGAGCAGUAGGUGGGGACACUCACCUAGGUGGGGGGGAUUUUGACAACAGAAUGGUGAGUUACUUGGUGGAGGAGUUUAGGACGAAGCACAAGAAGGACAUGAGUGGGAACCCUAGGUGUCUUGCGCGAGUAAGAGCUGCUGCUGAGAGAGCUAAAAGAACACUCUCAUCCAUUGCACAAACAACAAUCGAGAUUGAUUGCCUUCAUGAAGGAAUUGAUUUUACAUCAACCAUAACUCGUGCUCGAUUUGAUAAGCUAAAUAUGGAUUUAUUCAAAAAGUGUAUGGACCUUGUUGACCAGUGUUUGAGGGAUGCUAAGAUGGAAAGGAGUGAGGUUGAUGAUGUUGUACUUGUAGGGGGGUCAACUCGGAUUCCAAAAGUUCAACAGUUGCUGCAGGAUUUCUUUGGUGGCAAGGAGCUGUGCAGAAGCAUUAAUCCUGAUGAAGCUGUUGCUCAUGGGGCAGCCAUUCAUGGCGGGAUUUUGUGCGGUGCAGUUGAUACAUCUAGCAAAGAUAUGGUUCUUGUUGAUGUUAUCCCUCUGUCGCUUGGUGUAGAAAUUGGAUAUGGCAAUAUGUCUGUUGUUAUUCCGAGAAAUACAACCAUUCCAACAAAACAAGAGCGCGUAUAUGGAGCUAUAAAAACAAAGAAACUUAUGAGUGAAGCUACUGACUCUUCCAAUGCCUCUAUCCUGGAAAUCCCUGUCUAUGAGGGUGAGAGGCAGAAAACCCAAGACAACAAUUUCUUGGGAGUUUUUGAACUUUCAGGCAUUGGAUCAUCAGCCAAAGAUUCAACAUUGAUAAAUGUCUGCUUUGAGAUUGAUGUAAAUGGCAUUUUGAAUGUAUCAGCUGAGGACAUGAGCUCUGGGAAUCGGAAUGAAAUCACAAUUACUAACCGCAGCAGGCUGUCAAAGGAAGAGGUAGAGAAGAUGAUGAAAGAAGCCAAGGAGUUUAAGGCUCAGGACGAGGAUCAUGAGAAGAUGGUGAAAGCUAAGAACACAUUGGAGGAUUAUGCUAAUGAGAUGUGGGAAAUGUUGAAAGAUUGUGGGAAGAAUAUUGGAGCCAAGGACAAAAAGAAGAUGACAGAUGCGAUUGAGCAAACACUGCAGUGGCUAGACUGUUAUUCGGAGGAAGUUUUUGAGGCUGCCAAGUACGAGGACAAGCUAGAGGAGCUUCAGAAAAUGUGCAAGCCGAUUGUUUCUAAGAUGCAGUGAAGAGGAUAAAUCCAAGUCUUUUAGAUUUCAUAUUGAAGUAAUCACUGUUGCUUUUGAACUUUUAGAUUCCCAGAUAGAAGAAUUUACUGAAAUUUUUGAUAUUUUCAAGUUCGGGUCAUUUGGUUCAUUAUAGUAGUAUUAUAGAUUUUCAGUUAUUGUCCAUUUGUUGUUGGCUGUGGAAAAAAAUCUCUGCUUUUCUUUCAAUGCUAUAAUAUACUUAUGUCUGA
Molecule: messenger RNA, 2507 nt
Organism: Beta vulgaris subsp. vulgaris (sugar beet)
Lineage: Eukaryota; Viridiplantae; Streptophyta; Magnoliopsida; Caryophyllales; Amaranthaceae
Product: heat shock cognate 70 kDa protein
Exons: 2
Coding region: 385-2280 (631 amino acids)
Biological process (GO): protein refolding; cellular response to unfolded protein
Cellular component (GO): cytoplasm
Molecular function (GO): heat shock protein binding; ATP-dependent protein folding chaperone; ATP binding
Source: RefSeq, a predicted model, not a curated record